AUGGCGGCCGCUGGAGGACAGCAACCACCUCAAGGAACUGAUCAGAAUUUCGAUUACAUGUUCAAGUUGCUGAUCAUCGGCAAUUCAUCUGUUGGAAAAACCUCGUUCUUAUUCCGCUAUUGUGACGACUCAUUUACUUCAGCAUUCGUAUCCACAGUAGGAAUCGAUUUCAAGGUUAAAACAGUGUUUCGAGGUGACAAGCGCGUGAAACUUCAAAUAUGGGUGAGUCUUGUUCAAUCAAUUUGA
Molecule: messenger RNA, 246 nt
Organism: Strongylus vulgaris
Lineage: Eukaryota; Metazoa; Nematoda; Chromadorea; Rhabditida; Strongylidae
Source: the annotation of a GenBank genome assembly